AUGAUAGUCAAAGGAGAGAGAGAGGACAGGGGCCAUAGGAAGAGAAAGCGCAGGACUCAGAAUAAAAAAAAGCUUAUUGUUGGUGACAAAGUUGAGGUGAGGAGUCUAGAAGAUGGGUUUCAUGGGUCGUGGCACCCUGGGAUUGUUACUGCAUGCAAGAAGCAAGGUUGUCGUCAAGUUCAAUACGACCAUAUUCUAUCUGAUGACGGGUCUGAUAAUCUGGUUGAUGUUGUGUCUGUUUCACCCAUUCUGGAUGGUAUUGGCUCAUUCACUCGGGACUGGAGUAACUAUCGUGGGUGUAUAAGGCCAACACCCCCUUGCAUCCAGCCAGGGGAAUGGGACCUUCCCUAUGGACUCUGUGUGGAUGUGUAUCAUCUAGAGGCUUGGUGGGAAGGUGUUAUCUUUGAUCAUGAAGAUGGUUCAGAGGAGAGAAGGAUCUUCUUCCCGGAUUUGGGGGAUGAACUAAAGGCUCGGAUUGACACUUUGCGAAUUACUCAUGACUGGGAUGAGGUUACAGAAAAUUGGAAGCGGCGUGGAACUUGGAUAUUUCUUGAGUUGCUUGAGCAAUAUAAUCAGGAGAGGUAUAUUGCCGUUUCUGUGAAGCAAAUUUGGUAUGACGUGCGAGAAAAAGAACCCUUCGAUAUGAAUCCUAAAGAAAAUAUGGCAGACUCUUUGGCUAUUGUACCUGUUGAUGAGUUGCUGAAUAGUGAUUUGGUAGUUGAUCGUGAAGAUGCUGUGAAUAAGGUAUUGAACUGCAGUGCUGAGAUUAUUGAUGAACGGCAUCUAAAUGGAGGUUUGUCUAUCAAUCCAGACUCUGCCUGCACGGAGCAGGUUCAAGAGAAAUCUUAUAGGGAUCAAUUGAUUUCUGGGGUAGGAGAUGAAGGACCAAAUAUGAAUAGAUUGGAGUACUCCGAUAUAUCCUUCCAAAAUAAAGGGGUGUGUGUUCUACCUCAGGUUUUGUUGGUGUUUCCUCCUAAUCUUGAUGGAAAUUCUUGCACCAAUUCUGUUAUCAGCAAUGAUGGAAUUUGUAGUACUAAUUACAGAGGCAGAAGUACCCUAGAUUGGCGACCUUUGGACACUCCAGCUGAGUGUUGCCCUGAUGCUGUUGAUGAAUAUGCAGAUUUUUUUAAGGGAAUGUCUUCAAAAUUCUCAACAACAGUAGUUAAGCAGCAUAUUUCAUACUUGGGCUGGAAAAUACAUAGUGCAAUGGAUAAGGGCAGGCCCAGACUACGAUACUUGUCUCCUGCUGGAGAAUACAAGUACUCUCUUCGUCAAAAAGUAGAGUCUCCUUGCUUCAAGGUAUUUAUUUUCAAACCUGAAUAUUGCCCUGAAGCAGUUGUGGAAUAUUAUAUGCAUGCAGCAGGCAAGACAAUCAAGAAGGAACUACGAAAAAUGAUUUCAAAAGCAAAAAGGCACCUCUCAGCUGUGGGGUGGGUGUUUGUGUACUUGAAUGCAAAGUCAAGGAACUUGCACUACAGGUCACCCAGCGGAGUACUGUAUCGUACACUUCAAAGUGCAUGCAAAAGUUGUAUGGAUGAAGGAGUUUCUGAAAAAAGACCUGCUGAAUGCAUGUAUGUUGUUGAGGAAGAUGAGGGCCAGUUGACUAGAAAUAAAUUAUGUUCUGCAGCAAGUAAUUUGGAUUUUCAGGAAGGCUUGGUACCAUUAAAGACUCUGUCCAAAAAGUGGUCUAGAGAUUCUGGUAUCAUUUUACAGUCGAGUAAGCUUGGUAAUGUGAAAGUUCAAGGUCGUAGAAAACGCCGAAGGAAGAGAAAUGAUACUUUAUCAGAUCUUGCACCUGACUUACUUCAAAGACAGCCUUACUUACAUGGUAGAACGGAUGGAUCAACAAAGGAUCAAUGUACCAGCCCUCCAAAGUUGAGAAGGAGAAAGGUAUCUGGAGCUUUGAAUCGGUUAAAAAAUGGUCUGGAUGGUAGUCCCCCGACUCGUGUGCUUAGGUCAAGCAAAUGGGUGCAGGAAGCGGUUACAUCAACUUCCUCGCACAACAAUCCUCGUACUGUCUUAUCUUGGUUGAUAGACAAUAAUGUGGUUUUACCAAGGGCAAAAGUACAUCAUCGUAGCACAAAGGAUAGUCAUCCAAUGAAAGAAGGGAGGAUAACUCGUGAGGGGAUCAGGUGCAGCUGUUGUCAAGAGGUGUAUACUCUUAGUUGCUUUGGGAAUCAUGCUGGCAGCAGUUACUGCAGUCCUUCUGCAAAUAUUUUUCUGGAAGAUGGUAGGUCUCUCUUAGAUUGCCAGAUGCAAAUUAUGCAUGAUAGAAGGAAGAGGAGCUUGCGAAAAGAACCACGUGAUAGGAUAAAGGGCAAUUGGCGCCGAGGCAAAAAUGAUUACAUUUGUACUGUGUGUCACUAUGGUGGUGACCUAAUUUUAUGUGAUCAAUGCCCAUCAUCAUUUCACAAAAGUUGCCUUGGCUUGAAGUAUGUUCCAGAUGGUGACUGGUUCUGUGCAUCUUGCUGUUGUGGAAUUUGUGGCCAAACCAACUUCGAAGAAGAUAAAGAGCCUAUUAUGGAUGAUAGUAGUGUUCUCACAUGUGGUCAAUGCGAGCAUAAAUAUCACAAAGGGUGCCUGAGGAAAAGGGGUGCAGAUAAGUUGGAAAGCGAUCCAAAAGGAAAUUGGUUUUGCACCAGAAAUUGUAAAAAGAUAUUUUUAGGCCUCCACGAGCUUCUAGGGAAACAGAUUCCAGUGGGAGAUAACAAUCUAUCUUGGUCACUAGUCAAGUCCAUUAAGUCUGAUAUUCAUGAUACUGAUGAACCGGAUAUUGAUGCCAUUGAGAGUUACAGCCGACUCAAUGUUGCUCUUGAUGUGAUGCACGAGUGUUUUGUGCCUGUUAAGGAACCUCUUACCAGGAGAGAUCUUGUAGAGGACAUCAUCUUCACUAGAGGGUCAGAUCUUAACCGUCUGAACUUCCGAGGGUUCUAUACUGUGCUUUUGGAGAGAAAUGACGAACUAAUCACUGUGGCUACUGUAAGGAUCUUUGGAGGCAAGGUGGCUGAAGUACCUCUUGUUGCUACCAGAUUUCAAUAUCGUCGACUUGGAAUGUGUCGUAUACUAAUGGAUGAACUUGAAAAGAUGCUUAUGCAGUUAGGCGUGGAGAGAUUGGUUUUGCCAGCUGUCCCCAGUGUACUAAACACAUGGACAACUUCAUUUGGGUUCUCUACGAUGACAGCUUCUGAGAGGCUACAGUUUCUGGAUUAUACUUUCUUGGACUUUCAGGGUACCAUUAUGUGUCAGAAACAGUUAAUGAAAAACCCUCCAACUGAGGCAGUCCCUUUAGAAGGAACCCAGCUUGAUCUUUGUUUAGAUACCUAUGAAAGUCAUGAU
Molecule: messenger RNA, 3336 nt
Organism: Prunus mume (Japanese apricot)
Lineage: Eukaryota; Viridiplantae; Streptophyta; Magnoliopsida; Rosales; Rosaceae
Source: RefSeq, a predicted model, not a curated record